AUGCGGGUGAGGAGUUACUGUCUCGUACAGUUAAACCAUGUGAAAAUAUUAAAUCGUGGUUCAGGGAAUCCGCCGGCCGAAGAGGAAGUUGCGUACAUUUCGCGCAGAUUAGAUAGUGUGUGAACUUCGCCGCCGUGUAGUUUUAAUGGCCAAGAUGGCUUCGGUGCUGUCUCCGUGAAGCUGAAACCGCCGAUGUGGAGUCGGAAAGCUCAUGUUAAAAGAUUUCAUGAGACUUUCGAGUCAAGCUGACAGGCACCAGCAAACAUCACAGAAAAGGCGCACAACAACUUCACAGAAUGACCGAUGACGCCGUGCUGUUGAACGUCCCUGUCAUUCGGCAGCUGUACCAUUGGGACUGCGGUCUGGCCUGCACCAGGAUGGUGUUAAAGUACCUACACCCUGUGACGGAUGAGCAGUUCCAGAGUGCAUGCUGGGAACUGAAACUCACCGAGAGCGUGUGGACUAUCGACCUGGCCUACCUGCUGUUCCAGCUGGGAGUCAGGCAUCGCCUCUGCACCCAGACCCUGGGCGUGGAUAAAGGCUUCCGAAACCAGUCCUUCUACAGGAAGCAUUUUGACACUGAGGAGGACCGGGUGAACGAGCUCUUUGUCAAGGCGGAGAGCAAAGGCGUUGUGGUCAAUAAAUGCUCGGUGACCAUCCAGGAGAUCCAGGCACACCUGGUGCAGGGCCACGUGGCCAUCGUGCUGGUGAAUGCAGUGCUGCUCUCCUGCGAGCUCUGCUCUGCGCCCGUUAAGUACUGCUGCUUCCUGCCCGCCGGCCAGCCGUGCUUCUGCCGGCGGCCCGAGUACCAGGGCCACUUCAUCGUGGUGUGUGGCUUCAACCGCUCCACUGGCUGCGUCUUCUACAACAACCCGGCGUACUCCGACCGCGUGUGCUGCACCAGCGUCAGCAGCUUCGAACAGGCAAGGAGGAGCUACGGAACAGACGAAGAUAUUCUGUUUGUCUACAAGGAGAGCUGACAGCGUCGGAAGGAGCUUCUGUCCUGCUCCAUCCAAGCCUUCGGUCAUGACUGUGACGUCAGCACAGCCGCUCCUGUCAACCGCCUUGAGGUCUGGUGUCGUGGUCUACCUUUGGCUGUAAGCCUCCUCCUCAGGCUGCGAGGCCCAUUUCCACGCACCUGGUGUCUACAGAAUCUUUGUACCUCAACAAGAAAAAAAAACGAGACCCCACCCCAACCGUCACCAGGUUGACGACGAGGGUCUGCUGCUUUUAAAUACUUAAAUUAGACGGUAGUCAAGUGUCCUGGGAAUGGAUGAUGCCGGAAUCAGGGCUUAGCUGUGUGAAGUCAAAAGCCAAAAGGGACGUGGAUCCCCAGCCCCCCCCCCCCCCCCCUUCUAAAAACAUUAACAGCCUGUGUUCCCACAUGAUGGUGCCUCAUCGCCACCUGUUGCUUGGUAACCGGUUUGAUUGCCACAUCCGCUCAUGAUCCCUGCCCAGAUGGAGUCCGGAGGGGCUGCUGCCUCUGUUUUAAAUGGCAGUCUGACCAAA
Brienomyrus brachyistius is the source of this 1509-nucleotide messenger RNA. RefSeq names its product protein GUCD1-like. Bases 297 to 980 code for a protein of 227 amino acids. NCBI's taxonomy places the organism in Eukaryota, Metazoa, Chordata, Actinopteri, Osteoglossiformes, Mormyridae. The transcript has 6 exons. The record is from RefSeq and is a predicted model, not a curated record.